Molecule: messenger RNA, 540 nt
Organism: Schistocerca serialis cubense
Lineage: Eukaryota; Metazoa; Arthropoda; Insecta; Orthoptera; Acrididae
Exons: 1
Coding region: 160-540 (126 amino acids)
Source: RefSeq, a predicted model, not a curated record
UAUGGUAGUCAGCAGCAUUAUGGCCGCUUGUUGUUGUGGCCGUGUUAUUGUCUUAGGGUCAGUGAUAUGAUUGUGUCGAUUUCGGUCGUAUUCGAAUCCGUAGUCCUCACAACAUACAAAAUUUUUGUUUGCUAGGAAUUUAAUACCGCAUCAAGUGUAAUGGGUGCUAAAGCCAGUACGGCAAACGGUGGAGGAUCAAGUCCGCGAACUAGAACAUUUUCUACGAGUAGCAGUUCCGAUGUUGUUGCUGCUGGGAGUACGGGAUUUAGCCUUCUAAGAGCAAUUCCAGGUGCUGUGUCGAGUGAUAGACAAAGAGCAAGAUCCUUGUCAAGUGUUCCUGACAGUCAUUCAAGUCACGAAGCAAUUGGAAUACCGAAUGCAAGCGUCGGCGCUUAUGACAUAUCUGAAUCCCCUGAAACUGACAGCAGUUCUCCCGAGGAUCAUGUGCUGGUUGGUCCCUUGGCUGCCAACAUUAGUCUUGGUCGAGUUUACGCUGCUCAUUCGUUGCCGUCGAAUAUCUGGCCCUUAAACGGUGAGUAA